CCAAUUAAUCGGUGACCCUCAAAUUCACUGUACUAAUCCAGUUUCCACAUGGAGCUCCAUGUGUUAUCCUUCCCAACUCUGUUCACCUUCUUGAUCUUUAUGUUUAUGGUACUAAAAAUGAGGAAGAAAUCCAAAACAAACCACUCAACUAUAAAUCUACCGCCAGGGCCAUGGAAGCUGCCCAUCAUAGGAAACAUGCACCAGUUUCUUGGCUCUCUACCCCAUCGUGCAUUAAGAGACUUGUCCAAGAAACAUGGACCUCUGAUGCACCUUCAACUAGGAGAAGUUUCCACCAUUGUGAUUUCAUCUCCAGAGUUCGCCAAAGAGGUGAUGAAAACCCAUGAUAUAAUCUUUGCAUCAAGACCCAGUAUUCUAGCUACAAAGAUUCUGUCAUAUGGUUCUACAAACAUCGCCUUUGCACCAUACGGCAAUUACUGGAGACAACUACGAAAGAUUUGCACGCUAGAGCUUCUAAGUUUAAAACGUGUUGAAUCUUACCGACCAAUUAGAGAAGAAGAGGUAUCUAGUCUCAUCAAAUGGAUUGCUUCGAAAGCAGGAUCUCCCAUCAAUCUCACCGAGGAAGUCUCCUCAACAAUAAGCGGCAUCAUUUCAAGAGCGGCCUUUGGUAAGAAAUGUCAAGAACAAGAAACAUUCAUAUCUGUUGCAAAGGAAGCAUUUGAGGUGGGUGGAGGUUUCAAUAUUGCAGAUGUGUUUCCUUCUUUUCAUCUGCUUCAUCUGAUCAGUGGGGUGAGGACUAAACUUGAGAGGUUGCAUCGAGAAGCUGACAGAAUAAUGGAAAACAUCAUUAAUGAACACAAGGCACAGGCAAGAACGAAAGCAGCAGAGGAUGCAACAGCAGAAGAUUUGGUGGAUGUUCUGUUAAAAUUUCAGGAGCAUGGUGAUAGUGAGUUUUCCUUGACUACCGACAACAUCAAAGCUGUUAUCUUGGACAUUUUCAGUGCUGGGAGUGAGACAUCAGCCACAACCCUGAAUUGGGCAAUGUCGGAAAUGAUAAAACAUCCAAGGGUGAUGAAGGCGGCACAAGACGAGGUAAGAGAAGUCUUUGAUAGGAAAUGGGUGGUUGAUGAAACAGCCAUUACCGAGAUGAAAUAUUUAAAGGCAGUUGUUAAGGAGACCCUGAGAUUGCACCCUCCGGGACCCCUGUUACUUCCUAGAGAAUGUAGCGAGAGUUGUGUAAUUAAUGGGUACGAAAUUCCUGUCAAAACUAAAGUCCUCGUUAAUGUAUGGGCGAUAGGAAGAGAUCCCAAAUAUUGGAGUGAGCCUGAGAGGUUUGAUCCAGAGAGGUUCCUGGAUAGCUCUAUCGACUAUAAAGGGACCAAUUGGGACUAUCUCCCAUUUGGAGCCGGGAGGAGGAUUUGUCCAGGCAUUGCGUUUGGGUUGACUAAUGUUGAGCUCCCACUUGCACUGUUUUUGUACCAUUUUGAUUGGAAGCUUCCCAAUGGAAUGAGACAUGAGGACCUGGACAUGACUGAGUUCUUUGGCGUUGCAGUUAGAAGAAAACAUGAUCUGAACUUGAUUCCAAUCCUCUGCCGGUUGAAUAAGCUAAGUCAACCUCAAAGUUCAAACCUUUAAUUACUGCUUCUGAAAGGAUGAUGCUGAAGUGUUA
Molecule: messenger RNA, 1627 nt
Organism: Juglans regia (Persian walnut)
Lineage: Eukaryota; Viridiplantae; Streptophyta; Magnoliopsida; Fagales; Juglandaceae
Product: cytochrome P450 71D11-like
Exons: 2
Coding region: 49-1593 (514 amino acids)
Molecular function (GO): monooxygenase activity; heme binding; iron ion binding
Source: RefSeq, a predicted model, not a curated record